AUAGAGGAAGGGGAACAAAGGAAUCACCACACUCUGAGUGAGAAAAGGCCUGGCUGCAAAUAUAGCCUUAACAGGCAAGAGAGAAUUGAAACAUGGGAGAAACCAUAUAAGUGUCUGGAGUGUGGAAAGAGCUUCAAUCGGAGUGAUCACCUUACUUCACAUCAAAGGAUUCACUCCCCAGAAAAACCAUAUACAUGCUUGGAAUGUGGAAAGAACUUCAGGAGGAGUGCAAACCUUACAUAUCACCAGAGGAUUCACACAGGUGAGAAACCGUACAAAUGCUUAGAAUGUGGAAAGCAUUUCAGUUGGAGAGCAGAUUUUACUUGUCACCAGAGGCUUCACACAGGGGAGAAACCAUAUAAAUGCUUGGAGUGUGGGAAGAGCUUCAGCCAGAGUGGACACCUUACUUCUCACCAGAGGAUUCAUACAGGGGAGAAACCAUAUAAAUGCUUGGAAUGUGGAAAGAGCUUUAGUCGGAACGCAGAACUUACUUACCACCAGAGGAUUCACACCGGGGAGAAACCAUAUAAUUGCUUGGAAUGUGGAAAAAGCUUUAGUCGGAAUGCUGAACUUACUUCUCACCAGUGGAUUCACAUAGGGGAGAAACCAUAUAAGUGCUUGGAAUGUGGGAAGAGCUUCAGUCGCAGUGACAGGCUAACUUCUCAUCAAAGGAUUCACACUGGGGAGAAACCGUAUAAAUGCUUGGAGUGUGGGAAGAGCUUCUGUCGGAGGGACAGUCUAACUUCCCACCAAAGGACUCAUGUAGGAGAGGAACCCUACCAAUUAGACUUGUUGAAAGAAAUUAUCUUAAUUCCUCUUUACCCAAUUUCUCCUUGAAACAAAUGAUUCUUAUUCCAGUUGCUGAGCAGUAACAUUUGCCAUUCUGUCUGACCUUCCUACAUCAGAAAAGCCAUAUAGAUGCUCUGU
Euleptes europaea (tarantolino) is the source of this 927-nucleotide messenger RNA. RefSeq names its product zinc finger protein 239-like. The record is from RefSeq and is a predicted model, not a curated record. Lineage: Eukaryota; Metazoa; Chordata; Lepidosauria; Squamata; Sphaerodactylidae. Gene Ontology annotation, biological process: negative regulation of transcription by RNA polymerase II. The annotation marks the transcript as partial. Gene Ontology annotation, molecular function: DNA-binding transcription repressor activity, RNA polymerase II-specific. The transcript has a single exon.